ACAAGACAACAUUUUCCUCAUAUCACCUUCCACAAUAUAUUUGUGUUUUGUUUUUGUUUUUGCUUUAAAAAGCCCUCAAGACGUCGUGAUCUCUUAAACAGAUCCCAGACUCCAGGCUUCAGGCUUCUCGUGUUACUGUUGUUAUUUUGCACAGUGCCUACUUUCAGGUUAAGAACCAGGCUUUUCUACCUUAUUAACGCCGGAGCUCUCACGUUUCUCCUAUUGAGUCGAACGCCGACUCUCCAAAGACAGGGCUGUCCGUAACCACUUAUAAGCUCUUGGCUGAGAGUUUUGCCCGAGCUCUCGCUCGACCGUACCAUCUCGGAGGAACGUUUUCUUAGACAACACGUUCGGAUGCGCCCGAGUCACUUCAGGGAAAGACAAAGUGAGAGGUAAUCUCACGCUACCCAAGAUCCCAGAGUCUAACAUGGCUCUCAGCGUGCUGGGAGUUUUCCUGGGACUGCUUCUGGAAGUUUCCGCUCACGGACCGUCCAGCGUUCCCAGGACUUCGUGGAGACACGAAGAGAUGAGCUUGGUGGAGUUUUCCGAGCCGGGUGUGUUUAACUACUCCACUCUGUUGCUGAACGAGGAGAGAGGUGCGCUGUACGUCGGGGCCAGAGAGGCCAUCUUUCAGCUUGACAUCAACAACGUGUCCGUCAAAAAUAACCAGGUGUUGUGGAAGGUUCCGAGUCUAGAUAAGACACGGUGCACUUUAAAAGGGAAAUCUGAAGAGACGGACUGUAGAAACUACAUCCAGGUUCUUCAGGUGCUGGAUGAAGAGCAUCUGUUCGUGUGUGGGACCCAUGCGUUUCAGCCGCUCUGCGAUUACCUGUCUUUAAAGGACUUCAUGCUGAUGGGAAAGAAGGACGACGGCAGAGGGAAGUGUCCGUACGACCCUACUCAGAGUUUUACCACGGUUAUGGUCGACGGCGAGUUGUACUCAGGGACCUCGUACAACUUCCUGGGCAGCGAGCCGAUCAUCUCCAGAUUCUCACGUCCUCAUAGCCUGCUGCGGACCGAGUACUCCACCUCCUGGCUCAACGAGCCCAGGUUUGUGUUUGCAGACGUGAUCCGGGAGGGAAGCAACAGUCCGGACGGCGACGACGAUAAGAUUUACUACUUCUUCACGGAGGUCUCUGUGGAGUACGAGUUCUUUGGGAAGCUCCUGAUUCCCCGUAUCGCUCGUGUGUGCAAGGGUGACUUGGGCGGUCAGAGGACUCUGCAGAAGAAGUGGACAUCCUUCCUGAAGGCCAAGCUGGUUUGCUCCAUGCCUGAGCUCAAUUUUGUCUUCAAUGUCGUCCACGACGUGUUCAUAGUUAAAACAUCUGACUGGAGAGAAACGGUCAUCUACGGUGUUUUCACUUCCCAGUGGGGAAACAUGGGCCUCUCUGCUGUGUGUGCGUAUAACAUGACCACAGUGGACGAGGUGUUCUCUAAAGGGAAGUACAUGCAGAAGGCCAUGGUGGAACAAUCCCACACCAAGUGGGUCCAAUACAACGGCAUCACACCCUCUCCCAGACCUGGAGCGUGCAUUACCAACCAGAACCGCAUGCAGAACAUCACCAACUCUCUGCUGCUGCCCGACAAGACGCUGCAGUUUGUGAAGGACCACCCGCUCAUGGCCGACCCCGUGCUGCCCAUCGGACAGGGGCCGCGCCUCACCGCCAAAGACGUCAACUACACGCAGAUUGUCGUGGAGAGAGUCACCGCUCUCGACAACAGCGUCUACGAUGUUCUCUUCACCGCCACCGAUAAAGGGUUUUUACACAAAUCCGUGGUGUACGAAGGAGGCUCGCACAUAAUCGAAGAGAUCCAGUUGCUGAAAAACUCCCAGCCAAUCAAAACACUGCUCCUCUCCACAAAAGAGGGCAGCUUCCUGUACGCAGGCUCGGACUCGGGGGUCAUCCAGUCUCCCACUGCCUUCUGCGACAAAUACGUGACCUGCGCAGACUGCGUUCUCACCCGUGACCCGUACUGUGCCUGGGACACGCACGCUGCUUCCUGUAUCAACAUUUUCCAGAAGCAGGAUAACAAACCGCCCAGGAAGUACAUUCAGAACCUGAAAGGGGAUGCAGACAAGUGUCCAUCAGCGAGACCACGCUCUAUAAACCACCCACAGCAGAUGGUGGUAAAGCCGGGCAGUUCGGCGGAGCUGGCGUGCACCGUGCGCUCCAACCUGGCACAGGUGUUUUGGAAGGUCAACGACAGCAUCCUGACCGAGUCGGCUCACUUCCUGGUGAUGGGCGACUCAGCGCUGCUCAUCUACAGCGUGGCUCCACAGAACCAGGGCCACUACGAGUGCUGGACCGUAGAGUCCGCGGCCGGGAAGAACUUCACCCGGUUGGAAGCCUCCUACAUCCUCCGUCUGGAGCGUUCUGAAAUCAUGCCCAUGUCCUCGGUCGAGAUCAUCGACGUUCCCAAUCCCGAUCCGUCCACAUCACGCACUACCACCACCACCACGGCAUCACGAGGUAAUAACGGCAACAGUAACACCGCAGGACCUUCACCACUAACGCCAUCUACCCGGUCCAGUGUUCCUCCGCCCCCACUAACCCGCCCCGCUACCACGGCUAACGUCUACGGCGUAAAAGCAGACACUAAACAUUACGUCCCUCCUCAAAGUAGCGAUUCACAAAAUCAAGGACCUGAGAUCAAGGAUCCGCAUGCAAAGUACCUCCAGUAUGACAACAGUAAAGCUCUGUUGUUCCUCUUCCUGCUUUUCUUCCUCCUGUUCCUGUGCGGCCUGGUGUACAACUGCUACAUGCAGUACCUUCCUGGUCCGUGUCUGAGGCUCCGAGCCGCCAUGCUCGGCUCGCAGAAGAAGCCGCAGCGCGAGUACGCAGCCUGUGAGGGGGGAUUAAUGGAAGUGUUGCCAGAAAAACGUGACCCGCACGGACCACCACAUCAGAACGGAGCACUCCGAGACACAGGAUACGAAACGGAAACGGAAUACGGAAACGGGAAAAUCCCAUCAAAUAGCUGUGAAGGAGAGAACAACGGAGCCUUGAAACAGGGGCCGUUUGACGUUAAAUGCGAAUCGGAUUCGAUCAAGUACGCAGACGCUGACGAAUCGUAACGGAAAGACAGAACAGACGACUUUUCUCUGGCUCGUAUACCAGCGUUUGGAUAGAUUUAUUCCCAAACAUCUCACACAUUUUUUUCAUGGUCUUGCUGUCUCACUUUUUUUUUUUUUUUGACAAUCCGAUUUUUGACAGCGUCGUUUUUUUGCAUAGAUCAUCAAGCAAAAAAAUAAAUCCACAUGAUUCCAAAUUGGAAACGUGGUUUACCAAAUUGGUAAGUUAACUCAAAGUUUUCCAAAUUGGAGUAAUAUAUAUAUAUAUAUAUAUAUAUAUAUAUAUAUAUAUAUAUAUAUAUAAUUUUUUUUUUAGAUGGGGGAAAUUUUCCUCUUUUUUCCCUCCUUCCACCUUCCGUACAAUCUGUUUGUUGCAUCGUUGCGUGUUCCUCUCUCAGGGACGUCGAUCCGACUUCGCCAGAUCUUUCCUGAUCAGCACACGGAGGAAGGAUUGUUUAAAAAAAUAAACAGAAUUCCGGACAGAACAUCGGGAGGAAAUUCCUUCCUCGUGGAUGUGGAAAUUAAGACUGUGAGUUAAGACUGAUGAUGAUGAUGAUGCAACAGUAUUUUUUCCCAAUGAAAAAAAAAAAGAAAGAAAGAAGCGUACAAUAAACUGUGAGCGCUCGGUUCAGUAAAACUGGUGUCCUGGUGAACAGGUUGGCUUUCCGGGCUCGGUUCCUGUUACCCUGUGGUUCUGUGGUUCUUAUUCCAUUAUAUUCCAUAAUAUGUUGAUGUGAACUUUCUGGGUUCUUCUCUAACAGCCCUGAUCCUGGAGAAACCCCACGAUCGGCACAAUACGCAGAAAUGUGUGACGUCAGGCUUCUGCAGAAAGAUUAUUAUUAUUAUUAUUAUUAUUAUUAUUAUUAAAGCAUCUAAAUCAGCUUAGUAGGAAUUUGGAGGGUUUUUUCCUCUUUAAUUGUUUUAACUAACAAAUUCUCAAUUUCCAUCUCACUCACCUCUGUGUGUGAUUUCUGAAUUUCUUACUGUCUCUCUCUCUCUCUUUCUCUCUCUCAUCUCUCUCUCUUUUACUCACUUACACUCUCUCUCUCUCACUCUCUUUCUCACUCACUCAGUCUCUUGCUCUCUCUCUCUCUCUCCCUGCACAGCCUGCUCGUCUUUUCCAUCCUCCUCCUCCUCCUCUUCCUCCUCCUCCUCAUCCUGGAGAGGUGUGGAGGGUGGAGGUGCUCGCCUGCUCCCCCCGCUGUUGAGCGAUCAGUCCUGGGGUGUUCACUCCCACCAGGCCUUCCUCCUGUUCUGCCUGGCUGUGGGUGAGUGGUACCUCUGACCUUUGACCUGUGCAGCCUGCCUGGCCUGCUUGCAGUCUCUCAUGCUUGCUGUUGUGAUGUAUUCCCCCUCUUUCUCUCUCACUCAUUCUCUCUUUACCUUUACUUCUUUCUCUGUUCUCUCUCCUAGUGUUUCCACACUAUUCAUUCCCCUAUCCACAUUUGCUCGAUUUCUCUCUCUCUCUCUCUCUCUCUCUAUCUUCUCCUUCAACUGUUCAGGAAACUCCACAAAAGUUCUUCCUUCGCUUCCUUUCUGUAUUUCUCUUUUUAUUCAUCACGGCUGUUCCGAGCUUCGGAUUAAUCCAUAAAAGGUUCUGUUAAACUUUACGAAGACGAGGAAGCCCUAAUGAAGUCCUGACAUAAUGCAGGUUCUCAGCGAUGCAUGUUGCCAGAUCUUCUGAAAACACCCAACCCUCCGUCACUGCCUUGAAGCCUGAAACCACUCAGUGUUUGAGUAGCUCUUAAACUCUGGAACAUUUUGCACAACACUUCAAAAUAUAAGAAGAAAGUUCCUUCUAUUCUUUUUUUUUUUUCCCAGUUGGAAAAUCAGAUUUCUUUCCUCCGAUGUUUGCUGUUCGAGUUGCCUUUGUUUAAAUAUUAUUAAAAAAAAAAUAAAAAAAAAGUAAGAAAGAAAGUAACAUCAAAAUGAACUUUGAGCACAUUGGACAUUUGACCUGUUUCUGUAUGAUGAUCUUGUUGUUUUUAUUUUGCUUGUACAGUGUAAAUAUAAGUCCAGAUGUAUAUUCUGACUGUACAUAUUGUUUUCUCUCAAUUUUAGCCACCUUAAUAAAUGAAUUAAUCGACGUUAAA
Messenger RNA from Tachysurus vachellii, 5166 nucleotides. RefSeq names its product sema domain, immunoglobulin domain (Ig), transmembrane domain (TM) and short cytoplasmic domain, (semaphorin) 4D (gene sema4d). Gene Ontology annotation, biological process: ossification involved in bone maturation; positive regulation of GTPase activity; positive regulation of cell migration. The transcript has 15 exons. Gene Ontology annotation, molecular function: chemorepellent activity; semaphorin receptor binding. The record is from RefSeq and is a predicted model, not a curated record. NCBI's taxonomy places the organism in Eukaryota, Metazoa, Chordata, Actinopteri, Siluriformes, Bagridae. Bases 428 to 3076 code for a protein of 882 amino acids.